AUGGCAAGCCGAGAAACAGUCACAACUUCAAAUGAAGGCGACAAUGGUCGACUCAUUGCUGUUCAUAAGAUGCCUAGCGUUGUUACGAUAUGGUUGCACGAUUGUGAGGAUCACAACAACGAAGAUUUUCAAUAUACAAUUAGACAACUUGAACGCAUUGUGAGUCAUGUAAAUACGUUUACCGAUAAUGACGAAUGCGUUGAGUUUAUUUUGAAUAGUAGUCAGAGCAAAGUAUACAUAAUCCUUUCUGAUUCAGUUGUACGAUACCUUGUUCCUUGUAUUCAUGAUAUGCCUCAAUUGGAUUCAAUUUUCAUCUUCUGUGAAAAUCAACGUCGUCAUGAAACAUGGGCGACAAUUUGGACUAAGAUAAAGGGUGUUUUCAUAGACAUAAAGUCACUCUAUGAAGCAGUAAAAGAUAUAUUUAAUCGGUACGAACAGAAUGCUAUGCCAAUAAGUUUCUUAGCAUCAGAAAGAAGACUGGAUCAACUCAAUCCAUCGUUCAUGUAUACGCAACUCUUCAAGGAAGUCUUAUUAACCAUAAACUUUGGCGACGAACAUAUAAAACAAUUUAUCCAUGAUUAUCCCACUGCAUUAACUAUCAAUAGUAAACAAUCUAGCGAUGCCGAUCAAUUAGUGAAUGACUAUCUUGCAAAUGAGCCUAUUUGGUGGUAUACUAGAGGUACUAUCUUACACUCCAUGCUCAAUCGUGCCUUACGAGUAAUAGAUGGUGAAAUCCUCGUGCGAAUGGGAUUCUUCAUCGCUGAUCUUCAUCGACACAUCGAACAAUUGCAUAGAGAACAAAUUAUUAAUACAUCUUUUUCGAACAUCUUUACCGUUUAUCGUGGACAAGGAUUGUCUAGAGAAGACUUUGAAGAACUAUCUAAGACUAAAGGUGGUUUGAUGUCAUUCAACUACUUCUUAUCUACUACCAUGGAACGCGACAUUGCCAAUCAUUAUGCAGACAGUAAUGCAUACAAUUCUGAUUUAGUGGGAAUUCUUUUUAACAUAAAGGUUGAUCCUACUCAAACAACCACGCCAUUUGCUUUUAUUGAAAAUGUUAGUGAAUUCGGCGUUGAAGCUGAAGUGUUGUUUACUAUGCAUAGUGUAUUUCGCAUACAUGAGAUCAAACCGCUUUGUACCGAUCGCCCAAUCUACGAAGUGAAUAUAUUACUAACUAGCGACGUUGACAAAGAACUGAGUACACUUACCAAUUAUAUUCGACAAGAGAAUUAUUUAGAUGGAGAUGGUUGGAGUAGAUUAGGUCAACUGCUAAUCAAGCUGAGUCAGAAUCAGAAAGCUGAAGAAAUUUACAAUGUAUUGUUAAGUCAAACGUCGAAUGAUAAUGAUAAAUGGCUAAUCUAUCAUCAACUUGCUACCGUCCAGGACCAUUAG
This is a messenger RNA of Adineta ricciae, 1392 nucleotides long. The record is from the annotation of a GenBank genome assembly. NCBI's taxonomy places the organism in Eukaryota, Metazoa, Rotifera, Eurotatoria, Adinetida, Adinetidae.